Messenger RNA from Adineta ricciae, 1722 nucleotides. Lineage: Eukaryota; Metazoa; Rotifera; Eurotatoria; Adinetida; Adinetidae. The record is from the annotation of a GenBank genome assembly.
AUGCUACUAAAUAUUCUAUUCGGAAGUCAAACUGGUACGGCAGAAGAUGUUAGCGAACGAUUUGCAUGUAUGGCUCGAUCUGCCGGUGUGCAAUGUCGUGUGCAGCCAUUGGAUUCGAUCACCUCGAUCGACGAUCUUGGAACUUAUAAUCUUUUUAUUGUUUCGACAACAGGUGAUGGUGAAGAACCUGAAAAUAUGCGACAAUUUUGGCGAUUGAUUAUGCGAAGAUCGUUAUCAGUUGUUUUGUCACACGUUCAUUAUGCUUUGAUUGGAUUGGGUGAUUCAACAUAUCCGAAAUUUAAUUUCGUGGGGAAAAAAUUAUCAAAACGUUUGGAACAGUUAGGUGCACAAGCUAUCUGUGAGAAAGUGCUUGCUGAUGAACAACAUCCACAUGGAACGGAUGGCUGUAUCGAUCAGACAUUUACAAGCAUAUUCUGGAAAGCUUUGGGUGAUCUAAUCGGUCAAGAACUUCAACCAAGGAUUGAUCAGCGUUUGCCAAGUAAAUAUCAAAUUCAAUGGAUUGAUUCCGAUGAACCACAUAUUCCAUCGAAUGGCACUAUGCAAACAUUAAAAAAUAUUCCGAAAAUUCCACCUGGUUAUUCUUCCGUUCCUUUAAUUUCGAAUACACGUGUGACCUCCGAAGACCAUUGGCAAGAUGUUCGUCUACUUGAAUUUGAAACCGAUCUUUCGUAUAAAUGCGGCGAUGUUGCUGUGAUUCUUCCUCAAUGUCCAAUUGCGUCGGUUCAUCUUCUUGCUAGUAUUUUCCGCCUCGAAGAUAAGCUCGACCAUCGUUUCAUCGCUUCGAAUGAAAUAUCGUCACUAUCAAUGACAGUCUUAGAGUUAUUUCGCGAUUAUUUGCAUAUAACUCGCGUCCCAUCACGAUCGUUCUUCGAAAAAUUAGUUUGGUUUGCUGAUGAUGAGCUAGAACGCGAACGGUUAUUAGAAUUUUUACAAGCCGGAAAUAUGGACGAUCUUUACACAUAUUGUCAUCGACCGCGACGUACAAGUGUCGAAGUUCUACAAGAUUUUCCUCAAACCGCAUCACGUAUUCCAUUCGAAUACGUCUUUGAUUUAUUUCCACACAUUCGGCCACGUUCGUUUUCGAUUGCAUCAAGCCCGAAAAUUCAUCCUAAUCGAAUACAAUUACUGGUCGCAAUUGUUCGUUACAAGACAAUUAUAGCUCUUUAUCGCGAAGGCUUGUGCAGUAAUUACCUAUGUCGACUUCAAUCAGGUGAACGUAUUUUCAUGCGAAUAGCUACAUCAUUCAAUUUAAUCGAUGAUGAUCGACCAGCUAUUAUGAUUGGACCUGGAACCGGUGUGGCACCAUUUCGUGGAUGGAUAUUAGAGAGAAGUUUGAACCAAGAUAAAUUGAAUAUGCUCUUCUUCGGCUGUCGAUAUCGAAAAAAGGACGCUUAUGUCGAAAAUGACCUUCUGAAAGACUCGAUAAAUCUGAUCUACAUUCCAGCCUACUCUCGUGAUCAAGACGAAAAGAUCUAUGUUCAACAUAAGAUCAUUGAGUACGGUCAUUUAGUUUGGGAAUGGAUCUCUCAUAAACAUGCACGCGUAUAUCUUGCUGGUAGUGCUAAACAAGUGCCUGAACAGAUAUCCGAUGCAUUGAAAACAGUGUUCAUCAAGUACGGAGAGAUGAGUAACGAGCAAGCGGAUGAUUAUCUUCGUGAAUUGGAACGUGCGAAACAAUUUCAGCGAGAAACCUGGUCAUAG